This is a messenger RNA of Sus scrofa (pig), 2849 nucleotides long. The record is from RefSeq and is a predicted model, not a curated record. NCBI's taxonomy places the organism in Eukaryota, Metazoa, Chordata, Mammalia, Artiodactyla, Suidae.
GCCUCCAUUUUCCAGGCCGCCCGCGCCGAGCCCAGCGCCCAGCCCGGCCCAGCCCGCGGCCUCCGCCGCCGCCGCCGGACAUGGCCGCCAACAUGUACAGGGUCGGAGACUACGUCUACUUUGAGAACUCCUCCAGCAACCCGUACCUGAUCCGCAGGAUCGAGGAGCUCAACAAGACGGCCAGCGGGAACGUGGAGGCCAAGGUGGUGUGCUUCUACCGGAGGCGGGACAUCUCCAGCUCCCUCGUCGCCCUGGCCGACAAGCAUGCCACCCUGUCAGUCUGCUAUAAAACCGGACCGGGGGCCGACAACGGCGAGGAAGGAGAGGUAGAGGAGGAGGUGGAGAACCCGGAAAUGGUAGACCUGCCCGAGAAGCUCAAGCACCAGCUGAGGCAUCGGGAGCUGUUCCUCUCGAGGCAGCUGGAGUCCCUGCCUGCCACCCACAUCAGAGGGAAGUGCAGCGUCACUUUGCUCAACGAGACCGAGUCCCUCAAGUCCUACCUGGAGCGGGAGGACUUCUUCUUCUACUCUCUGGUCUACGACCCGCAGCAGAAGACGCUCCUGGCCGACAAGGGGGAGAUCCGAGUGGGAAACCGCUACCAGGCAGACAUCACCGACCUGCUGAAGGAAGGGGAGGAGGAUGGCCGGGACCAGUCCAAACUCGAGACCAAGGUGUGGGAGGCACACAACCCGCUCGUCGACAAGCAGAUCGACCAGUUCCUGGUGGUGGCCCGGCGGCUGGGGCGUCUCAGUGUGUCCAGGUUGGUCCGGCCGCCCCUCCUGCUGGUCCACUCCAGUGGUCCGUGUCUCCCCUCCCCCCCCAGCUCCGUGGGCACCUUCGCGCGGGCCCUGGACUGCAGCAGCUCCGUCCGCCAGCCCAGCCUGCACAUGAGCGCUGCGGCCGCCUCCAGGGACAUUACACUGUUCCACGCCAUGGACACGCUGCACAGGAGCGUCUACGAUGUCGCCAAGGCCAUCUCGGCCCUGGUGCCCCAGGGCGGGCCUGUGCUCUGCAGGGACGAGAUGGAGGAGUGGUCGGCCUCCGAGGCCAGCCUUUUCGAGGAGGCCCUGGAAAAAUAUGGGAAGGAUUUUACAGACAUUCAGCAAGAUUUUCUGCCCUGGAAGUCGCUCACCAGCAUCAUCGAGUACUACUACAUGUGGAAGACCACCGACAGAUACGUGCAGCAGAAACGCUUGAAGGCAGCCGAAGCAGAGAGCAAGUUAAAGCAAGUUUACAUCCCCAACUAUAACAAGCCAAACCCGAACCAGAUCAGCGUCAAUAGCAUCAAGGCAGGCGUGGUGAACGGCGGGGCGCCGGGCCAGAGCCCUGGGGCCGGCCGGGCCUGCGAGAGCUGUUACACCACCCAGUCUUACCAGUGGUAUUCUUGGGGUCCCCCUAACAUGCAGUGUCGUCUCUGCGCGUCUUGUUGGACAUAUUGGAAGAAAUAUGGUGGCUUGAAAAUGCCAACCCGGUUAGAUGGAGAGAGGCCAGGACCCAACCGCAGUAACAUGAGCCCCCACGGCAUCCCAGCCCGGAGCAGCGGGAGCCCCAAGUUUGCCAUGAAGACGCGACAGGCUUUCUACCUGCACACCACCAAGCUCACGCGGAUCGCCCGGCGCCUGUGCCGAGAGAUCCUGCGCCCGUGGCACGCCGCCCGGCACCCCUACAUGCCCAUCAACAGCGCGGCCAUCAAGGCCGAGUGUACGGCCCGGCUGCCCGAAGCCGCCCAGAGCCCGCUGGUGCUGAAGCAGGCCGUGCGGAAGCCCCUGGAAGCUGUGCUGCGGUACCUCGAGACCCAUCCCCGGCCCCCAAAGCCCGACCCCGUGAAGAACGUGUCGGGUGUGCUCAGCGGCCUGGCCCCCGCCAAGUCGGCCCCCGUCAUCAACAACGGCUCCCCCACCAUCCUAGGCAAGAGGAGCUACGAGCAGCACAACGGGGUGGACGGCAACGUGAAGAAGCGCCUCUUGAUGCCCAGUAGGGGCACCUACCUGGGUCUGGCGAACCACGGGCAGACCAGGCACAUGGGACCAAGCCGGAACCUCCUGCUCAACGGGAAGGCGUACCCCACCAAGGUGCGCCUCAUCCGCGGGGGCUCCCUGCCCCCCGUCAAGCGGCGGCGGAUGAACUGGAUCGACGCCCCCGACGACGUCUUCUACAUGGCCACCGAGGAGACCAGGAAGAUCCGCAAGCUGCUCUCGUCCUCGGAGACCAAGCGCGCGGCCCGCCGGCCCUACAAGCCCAUCGCCCUGCGCCAGAGCCAGGCCCUGCCGCUGCGGCCGCCGCCGCCCGCGCCCGUCAACGACGAGCCCAUCGUCAUCGAGGACUAGGCGCCGCCGCCGCCGCCCCCUCGCGGCUGCUCGGACCACAGGCCGCGCCCCCGCCGCCGCCCGCCCGCCCGCCCGCCGCCCGCCGCCCGCCGCCCGGUUUUGGUAGUGCCCCUGCCCGCCCUCACCUGCCGAGAAACUGCGCCUCGCCUGGGAGAGCCCGGGAGCCGGCGCGGUCCCUCGCCCGGAGCGCCCGCCCGCCCGCCCAGGGGUCGUUUUUUUAGCUUUGUGUUUACUUUUUGGCCGGAGCGGAGCCGAGGAGCCGCCCCGAGUGCCUGCUCCCCGCUGGGCCUCGUGGGCCGGCCAGGAGUUCUGUUGUGUUCUGUUGAAGGUGCCAUUUUAAAUUUUAUUUUUAUUACUUUUUUUGUAGAUGAACUUAAGCUCUGUAACUUACACCCGGAAUGUUAGGGUCGGCGUGGCCAGCGGCCGGCCGAGCUGCCUGGUGGGGUGGCCCCUUGUCUUUUCAAGUAAUUUUCAUAUUAAAAAAAACAAAGAAAAAAAAACUCAUAAAAACAAAAAACCAGC